Molecule: messenger RNA, 972 nt
Organism: Marasmius oreades (fairy-ring Marasmius)
Lineage: Eukaryota; Fungi; Basidiomycota; Agaricomycetes; Agaricales; Marasmiaceae
Exons: 5
Coding region: 1-972 (323 amino acids)
Cellular component (GO): nucleus
Molecular function (GO): RNA binding
Source: RefSeq, a predicted model, not a curated record
AUGGCAACAUCGAGUUCACCUAUUACCCAAGUGUCCCAGACACCUAUACAAGCGAUAAGUCAACCUCAGCUGCUCACAAGGCUCUUGCUAGACCUCCGUGGAAAGAGAUAUGAAGUCGACCGUGAAACCAUCAUGAACCUCCCAGAGUCGGUGUUACUCUGUCUUUUCCCCAAUGGACUGGUUCUUAGUCGGCAGAGUAUGGCGUUGUCCGAUGGAGGAGAAGGUGAGGAGGAGGAGGAGGUUUAUGCUGUAGAUUUCGACCCCGACUGCUUCCAAUACGUCCUUACAUUCUUCAGAAAUGCCUCAGACACUUUCUACGGGUCGAAUGGGACGACACCUAGCAUCUACGCUUCUCAACAACACCUGCAAGAGUCACCCUCCGCCUCAGGAGAUUUUGGUGGACCCAAUCCUUCUCAGAACCCUUUACUUUCGAAGCAAGCAAUCAUUGUUCUUCGCGAGGAGUUGGAAUACUUCAGUAUCCCACCAAACGACUCGCCGCCGAGCACAGACCAGAACGGGGUAGCUGGUGAACCGUUGAUGGCGAUAAAAAGGCGUUGUGGAGAGUAUCUCAUGGGCAAGAGGAAUAUCUUCACGGCGCUUCAGAGGAAUGUGAACAAGGAAAACAAUAUUGCCGAACAACAUCUGAUAGACAUGCUCUGUAUGAGUGGGUUUGACCGUGAUGACGAGUGGGGAUUCAGGGCAUUGGAACCGUCGAGAUGUUGCAUAUCCUCAAUAGCGCUCGUUCUGCUCAAAACUGGGAUUGUACACCACCCCAGUGAGGAGAGACAAGUUGAGAUUGACCACCACCAGAUGGCUACUGCACAGAAGCUUCUAUUGUUUUGGAGGAAACCUGCCCGGAAAUGUUGGUGGGAUGGAUUGGACGUGGAACUGCCACCUACUGAGACCGAAGAAGCAAAGACGGUAAAAUUGUGGGCACGACGUGUAUGGACGUUGGAGCUCAGCCUGAUCUAA